Messenger RNA from Frieseomelitta varia, 2267 nucleotides. Its product is annotated as F-box only protein 39-like. Gene Ontology annotation, cellular component: SCF ubiquitin ligase complex. Bases 700 to 1992 code for a protein of 430 amino acids. Gene Ontology annotation, molecular function: protein binding. Lineage: Eukaryota; Metazoa; Arthropoda; Insecta; Hymenoptera; Apidae. The record is from RefSeq and is a predicted model, not a curated record. Gene Ontology annotation, biological process: SCF-dependent proteasomal ubiquitin-dependent protein catabolic process. The transcript is spliced from 7 exons.
AGCUUUAUGUUUUACCAUCUGACAGGAUUCUGAUAAUUCUUAAGAGGCAAGAUAAUGCAAUUACAAGCUAUAUUAAUGUCGAUGAUUUUCCAAAAUUUCGCAUUUUCUAAGAUUUCUAAGAAGAAGAUAUAUUAUUAACAAGAGGAAGAAAUUUAUGCUUCUUAAAUGCCCUCGUUUCGCAAUCGCUUUCAAUAGCUAUGAAAGAAACGUGAUAUCAUUGCGAUGAUGCUCACGUACUUUAUCAAUUUCAUCUACAGAAUGCAAAGCCCAAUUGGGACAGGUCAUACCUCUUGUUACACUCUGCACCAAGGACCUUUUCGAUGCGAUCACGUACGAUUAUUAAUAUAAUACUCUCGUUGUUAAAUAUAUUAUCACGUUCCUUCUGUAAUUCUUUCCUCCUUUUGCAAAUCAACGGGCAAAUUAGAAUUUGAGAUCUGAAUGUGAAUUCAUGCACAUCUGUGAUACUUGGCGAAUUCCAUUCAAUCGAUUGUGCAAUUUUCACUGACGAUCCCAAUGUCAGCGACUUCAAUUCGAGCGCAAUUUCAAGCGUUUAACAUCUCGUGAAUUCGACUGAAUUGAUCGUACGAUUUUCAAUGACGAUCGAGUCGAUAUCGCGGAGCAGGACAAGAGAACUUGACGAGGUUGCGACAGCCGCCUCAGCCACGUAGAGAUGAAGACGGGCCAAGCUGAUACUGGGAGAUGUGGGAUCAGCUGCCGGAGCUGAUACUGACGCAGAUAUUUAGUCACCUCGGCCAUGGAGAUCGUGCGAAUGUCGCACAAGUCUGUCGACUAUGGAACCGUGCACUUUCGUCGCCAGUUCUUUGGCGUUCCGUCACAGUCUUCAUCGAUCGUGAUCUGCGUGGUGACUUCCCUUUGGCGGGAGAACUAACCGCCAAAUAUUGGCAGCAUAUACGAUGCCUGGAACUUGCCUGGUCACGACCGUACCUCUUGCCAAGAGAAGCUCGCAUAACUCGUAAUACUCAAGCUGAGGCUGGCGCUGAGUUUCUCACGAUCGUACGAGCCAAGAACGUCCAAUUGAAGAAGCUCGUACUCACCGACUGGAUCUUCAUCUGUAAAUGGGGAAACAGAGGCAAACUGUUGUACGCUCUCGCGAGCUUUUUAGGCUGUCAGCACAAUUUGGAAACGCUAAGUUUGUUGAACGCGACCCUCGGAGUGAGCGACGUGUUGCGACUCCUCGCAAGUGCUUCCAAAGGCUCGACUGAGCACCUGGCUUAUUUAGAUCUUCGGGGUGCGUUUCGGGAAUGGCAGGCGCCCCACAGCAACCCAAGAUAUCUGCGUCUGCUGGGCCGAUUCCGCGCGUUGACGAUACUCAGGCUCGAUUAUCCAGCUCUGUCCGAUCAGACUCUAAACGCGUUGACCAACGCAGCGCCGAGAGUGUUGAAGACGUUGCACAUAUCCGUGAGAGAUUCGGAUUCCAGGCAUCACACGAUCACCGAUAUCGCCUGGCACAAUUUAGUGCUCGUCUGCCCCGAGCUCACGGUGUCCUACACUAUAGUUAACAUAUCGCAUUACGAAGAUAUGUGCUACUUCCUGCUGCCCAGCGUGCCAUUGGCUAGAUUUCAAAUGUUCAGCGGCCACGUGUGGGAUCAGAGUAGAUCUCGCAAUUUCAGAAGCACCGUCGGACUGCUCAUUACCCAUUACACCAACACGCUCGCUGAGGUGAUGCUACAACUCAGAAAUAAUCGUGAGAUGCUCGACGACUUGCUGAUCUCCAUGUUGAUGCGUUGUAAACAUCUAACGAGAUUACAGUACGACGGUAUAAUAAGAAGUCUCGAUACAUUGCGGGACAUCUGCCAGCUGCAAGCUGAAAGCAAGACUCGUUUUCGUACGAUCCACGUGAAGCCACGUAACGUUAACGCUCGGAAUCGUGCCAUACUGAACGACAUCAACUACCAUUACGAUCACAAGAUGAUGGAACAAGGAGUAGAUUUUCGUAUCGAAGAUCCAGCCUCGGUUUUGGUGUUCUAUUAAAACGUUGAUUUCUCAGCUGUCCCACUCGCGUCUCUGCUGUUAUUACAGCCAAAAAUAAAAUAAUUGUCCACUCUCCAUCUUGGUAUUUUUAUUUUGUACGUUUAUUUUGAGAAUCAUUGAGAAUCGUUGAGAAUCGUUUGUAGAGUACAGAGAAUUCCCUUUCCUAUGAAAUUUAUUUCUUAUCUGCAAUAUAGAGAGUUAAACAAUAAAUUUACAGCGUUGCGAAAUUGUUUUGUUUCUUUUUUUUUAUUAUUAUUAUUAUCGACAUGAAAUCG